AUGAGCCCUUCAUCCAAAACCUUCAUUGUCGAGCAUCUGGACCCGGAACUUGGUCCGUGGUCUGAGCUCGAGUACAUCGCCAUUGCCAAGGAGUCCGAGGCCGCAGGUAGCACCUUCACCCUUUCCAGUCUCCCACCCGACUUUCAAGUGCCUUCGGCCCUGAAAGCCGUCCCUGCUUUUGUUGCCGAACACCGUGGAGUUGAGGAGAUUUACGCUGCCGAUAAAUCCAGAGUCUGCCUCCUAGACCCGGCAGCAUCUCAAGAUCUUUCCCCAGCAGACGGUGACAAGUUUGAUGCUUUCUUGUUUGGAGGCAUUCUCGGCGAUGAUCCCCCACGGGAUCGAACCUCAGAGCUCCGCAAGAAAGGAUUCGAGGGACGCCGACUGGGGCCUACGCAAAUGACUACCGAUACUGCCGUGCGAGUAACUCGUAUCGUGGUGCAGGAAAAAGUGGCUCUGGACAAAAUCGAGUACCUUGACUUCCCAGAGCUCAAAUUUAAUGAGCAUGAGAGCACCCAGAUGCCUUUCCGCUACGUAAAAGGCAAGGAUGGUGGCCCCAUUAUGCCAGAGGGCAUGAAGGAGCUCAUUCAACAAGAUGCCGACAAAUCAUUGGAUGAUCUGAUCUAG
This is a messenger RNA of Clonostachys rhizophaga, 624 nucleotides long. The record is from the annotation of a GenBank genome assembly. NCBI's taxonomy places the organism in Eukaryota, Fungi, Ascomycota, Sordariomycetes, Hypocreales, Bionectriaceae.